Molecule: messenger RNA, 3912 nt
Organism: Salarias fasciatus (jewelled blenny)
Lineage: Eukaryota; Metazoa; Chordata; Actinopteri; Blenniiformes; Blenniidae
Product: zinc finger protein 420-like
Exons: 7
Coding region: 113-2632 (839 amino acids)
Source: RefSeq, a predicted model, not a curated record
AUUUCAGGAAGAAGUUGGCGCCUGCACUCAGUUAGCUAGCACGCUAACAGAAACCAUGAAAGACGUCCCGUAGUGCGCAUUUUUCCCUUCGUCGUGAAUAAAUAAAUCAGAAAUGAACGACAUGGAAUUCAGCGUUCCCCUGUCCUCACUGGCUCUUCUGGUCCCUCCACUGCGGCUGAUGUCAGCUGUGAUGUGGGAAGUGGUGCGACAACGAAAUAUAAAGCAUUAUGGGAAACUGGAGGAGUUUGUGUCCAUGGUAACAGAAGCAGUUCCAGAACUGAUGAGUAAAAGAGAAGGGAGACUUCUCUCAUUAGGCCUGAGAGCAAGGACAACUCUCGAACUGUUGCGCUCUGAGCACCCUGAAGAUCUGAAGGCUGUUGAAACCCACCUCAACCGAAUUCGAUCCACUUGCAUUGAAGAAACGAAUGAUCCAGUUAUUGAAGCCCCAGAGGCAAACUUUAUGAAGCUUGUGCAAGGCCUCAUUGAAGAUACCAAUGGCAGAGAACACUUUCUCAAGAAUGUGUUUCCUGUGGAGUACGGCCCUGAUUUCGACACGGCACUUGAGACCCUUGUUUGUGAAUUCUUCACACGGCUAGAAGAGCUUCUGCCAAUACCAGAUUUCAAACAGACUGCAUCCUGGAUAAGUGCAGCUCCCACAGUCCUCGAGGAGUACAUGCAGUGUGUGUCAAAUGGAGAAGACCUGAAAUUUCUUCUCCAGAGCAAACAGUGUCAUGGGAAACUGGCAAAGAGCAAUGUUGCUCCUUUCCAGUCAGACGAUCUCCUGAUUCCGUCUCUGUCCCUCCCUCCAUCCCUGGAAGUGGCAAUCGCUUCCCACCCAAGUGCUUGCGAUGAUGAAAAUAACGACGUCCCUCAGAUUGUCAUGUUCGACGAAGAACUGUCCACAAAUCCCUCCACCUCAACUGACUUUCCCGAUUCUCCAAAGAGGCCCGACCUGUCCUCAUCUCCUCGCAGACGGCAGCAGCCGGGAAUCCACAAGUGUCCAGAGUGCGACAAAUGUUUCAAGCACCACUCUGUCCUCAUCGAGCACCAGCGAGUCCACAGCGGGCUGCAGCCGUACAACUGCUCCGAGUGUGGCAGGGCUUUCCGAACAGCCACCCUGCUGGCCUGCCACAGGCUCAGGAAAUGCAAAAACGCCGCAUAUCUGUGCAUUAAAUGUGGGAACAGUUUUCCAACCUCGCUGGACAAGUUCAGACAUCACUGCCCAAAGCACGGGCGCAACCACGACUGUGGGCAGUGUGGGAAAAGUUUCCCGAAGUCCAGCAGUUUGAAGGAACACUUGCUCACUCACGUUCAGAGUCGUCUUUUCAAGUGCAGCCACUGCGGCGUGGGCUUUUCAGGAAUUGGCGAUCUCAAGUAUCACCAGCAAGUAGACCAUGACAAACCUUAUCAGUGUAAGCAGUGUGGAAAGAGUUUUAUCUCCUCAAAGAGUUUGACCAAGCAUCAACAACGGCACGAGGAGGCCGGUGAGAUGGAAACCGCGAAAUUAAUGAGCGGGGGUAAGCACAGGAAAAGUAGCUCAGGUCAUCGGACUUCAACGUCUCUGUCGUCCAGGAAGUCCUCUGUCAAGUCGGUCUACUCGCGAGGAAGAGUCACUCACAACUGCCCGCUGUGUGGAAGGAGCUUCAAGUAUAGGUUUGAGUUUCUGGAGCAUCAGAGGUUCCACACGGCGGUGAAGCCUUACAAAUGCUCUCAGUGUGGAAAGGCCUUCCGCACAGAGGCUCACCUCUCCGGACACAGGAAGAGAAAGUGCAAAAAUGCUGCCCACAUUUGCACAAAGUGUGGGUGUCAGUUCAGGUCGCUGCAUGAGCGCGUCAGACAUCAGUGUGUCCAGCUGCUGACUAAAUACGAGUGUUCUCACUGUGGAAAGACAUUCAAGAUGGCGCAUCUGCUGAGGAACCAUCAGAUGAGCGAACAUCAGCUACCCUACAGCCCCAACCACCGCUUCAGGUGCAGAUACUGCGACGAGACUUUUCCCGGAAUCAGCGAGUUGAAGUACCACCAGAGAGUAGACCACGAAAAGCCUUAUCAGUGUCAGGAAUGCGGCAAGUGUUUCCUCUCCGAGAAAUGCCUGGCCAACCACGAGCUGCGGCACAACGACGACCGGCCGGAGAGUUGCCUGGUCUGCGGCCGCCGCUUCAGGAACCGCUACGACCUGAAGCAGCACAUGCGCACGCACACGGGGGAGCGGCCGUACCAGUGCACUCACUGCUCGCAGUGCUUCUCCACAGCGGGAGGACUGAGGAGCCACACCAGGGUUCACACGGGCGAGAAGCCGCACGUCUGCCCGGACUGCGGGAAGGCCUUCUCGCAGAUGGGCGCGAUGCGCACCCACAGGCUCACCCACACGGGAGAGAGGCCGUUCAAGUGCACGGUGUGCGGCAAGGGCUUCACCAUGGCCCACAAGGUGACGGUCCACAUGCGCGUGCACACGGGAGAGCGGCCGUACGUGUGCUCGCAGUGCGGGAAGGCGUUCACCGGCGGCAGCGUGCUGAAGCAGCACAUGCUGAACCACUCAGGGGUGCGACCGUACCACUGCCAGAUCUGUCCCAAGACCUACACCUGCCUGACCCACCUGAGGAGGCACCUGAAGAGCCACUCCAACAUGAACUGAGUCGGAUAUGAAGGCAAACCGCAGCAUAAGCUAACAAGUCCACACGUUCUGAAGCACUGCGUUUGGCAUCGAGGGUACGAAAAUCAAACCAACUACACUGACUUUGGGGAUGCUGUUGCAGUUACUCUUAAGAGAAUUAACUUCUUCAUUGUUAAGUAAAGCGUAAACAGCAGGAAUUUGAUAACUGUGGCAAGAUCAUUCUCCAUUCACCAACAGGCUUUGUCUCCAGUUUUCUUUCCUAGUUUUACUCUGUUUUCAUUUUCUUAUGCAUGAACACUUUUCAGAAUUUGUUUUUUUGGACCCUUCCACAAGUGACAGGAAUCAUUUUCUCAACUACCUUUACAGUCCCUCAAAGUUUUGCAUCAUCUUACGUCCUGCAUUUCCUUGUAUCCACAGCGGAGCUGCAUAAUGAUGUAGUGGAGAGCUGCUGGCUGAGUCACAACUAUGAGUCACAUUUGGUCUUUUGUGAGGAGUGAAAUCUUUAAAAAAUGAAUAAAUAAAUGGUUAUGAGACAUGGGUCAAAUCAGCUUAUAAGACUUCAUCCAUGAAGAAGUUAUUUUUAUUGUCACUUUUUUGACAUUGUCCAUUUUUCAAUGGAUCCAAGUAGUUGGAUCAUUGAAAUGAACAAUCGUGCAACUUGGUCAGUAACGGAUCUGAGUGCCUUCAACUGCUUAAUUAAACCUCUGGGAAAAAAAAUAAGGAAUUAUGAGCUGAAAAUUGUUUAUUGCACAAUAUUAUAGUCCACAAAUCUCAUUGAUGCCAAACAUUGUGGGUUCACAUGGCUCAAAGCCGUAGUAGCACUUGUAAACAUUAUUACUGGUUCACAAACUGUUCAUUUUUUGGUCGAUACGCAUCAGUUGAAAACUUAAAUGUCUUUGCUGUUAUUAAAUAGUUACCAAGUUCAACCAGCCGAGCAGCUACUCUUCACAGCCGCUUAAUAUACACAGUCAUGAAGUCUGCCGUCUAGCUUUGAAAUGAGAGAUAAGACAUUAAUGUUAAAGCAUGAAGUUUCCAGAUUGAGUCCAGUUAACCAAAUUCUCCCUAUGAAUCUGUUGUGAAAGUUGUUGAGAGAAGUGUUGCUCUGUGGCUCAGAAACCGGUACGUGGUGAAUUUAUCUGUCAAAAAGCCUGGGAAGUAGCACAAGUGUGAGUUUUGUCUUUGUAAAUAUGGCGGAUGAAAAACCUUAAGGGUACAAAGUUAAAAACUGCCGUUUCUUUGACAAGAAAUACUCUACAAUGCUCUGUGCCCUUGAGCUUUUUUUUUUUUAAAUCCCCACGGUG